AUGGAAAUGAGCGAUACUUAUGAUGUAAAUGUCUACAAAAAUGUCAAAGACCACGACCUCCCCAACACACACGACGCGGUAAAUAAUGGUUACAAUUCAUCAACUUCGAAGGCUGUUACAAUUGCUAGUAAUAAUUCUGUAGAAAAGAGUAUCGAGACCAAUGGAUUUGUAUUAAAUUUGGAUAAACCGUACUACGUAUUCUGUGAAGACAAAGUGGGAAAGGAUGAAAUGAUUAAACCACUGAUUGACUAUUCAAUGACAAACUUAUACGAGCCUCUACAGUUCAUAAAAAAACACAAUAUACAACAAUAUGAUAAUUUGCAACCUUAUGCUGAUGUACAGCAAAAUAAUUUCUUAUACCACCAAGUAACUAGUGGUUAUGGCCACACUAAAGCUAGCCCCCAGUCCUCAUUGAGUGGUUAUGGCGAGCAAACCCUAACGCAUACUUAUAAUAAUGUCAUCCCAUACGAUACGCGCUACCAACAACAAUAUAAUGGCUACGAAUAUGCUAACUAUUCACCAAAUGUAAACUACAAUGGUGAUAAAAGUUAUACACGAGUAUCUGGUGACAAAUGCAGUACGGAAUCCUCAGAUCACAGCGAAGCCAACAAAUCUUGCAAAGACAUAGCAUCUAUAGGCGAUCACUCGACGGAAGAUCAUUCAACUAUUGAUAAUCACUCGGAUAAUGCAGUGUCAAAUGUAUUAACGGGUGAGACUGCAAAUGAAGAGGAUCUCCCAUUUGGCAACUUGAUAUCCAGAUACAGCGAUGUAACUCCGUGUUUGAUGCUAUCUAAUGAAGCAUCAAUCCAGUCGAAUGAAACCGUCCAAUCAAGUAAUCAAAAACAUCCAACAUCUCCACUCCAAGUUUCUACAACUGUCACCAACAACACUAGUUCUGGUCUCAAGUACGCAGGCUAUAAUAAUUACUACUACAAUGAUCAAAUAACACAACCAAUACAAAGGAUGCAGCAGAUGCAGGGGGCACAAAAUGUACACUUAAUAGACUAUAAAACAACAUACCUUCAACAAAUGUACAACACGAACGAUUUGCCAAUGGAUGCUAGUGUUUACAAUUGGCAAUGGCCCAUGUACAAAAUACCACAAAACGUAUACCAACAACAUACACACUCAAAUGCAAACUACCCAAGUAUGUAUAGCCAAAGAUUGCUAUAUAACAAGACAGCAGGCGGGAAGUGGAAUAUAGAUGAUUUAAAGGAUAAGCCAUCUAGAUUAUCUGUAAAACGCGGUAAAAAUUCAUCUGCUGGUAGGCCCAGACUAAAUAGGAGCGACUAUGCAUGUUCUAAGUGCCGCGCUAGGGCCACACCGCAAUGGAGAUAUUUGCACGGAGUGGCUGUAUGUAAUGCAUGCUACAUGCGAGCAAGGAAGGAAAGAAUGCGAUUAAAACGUAGUUGA
Molecule: messenger RNA, 1413 nt
Organism: Babesia microti strain RI
Lineage: Eukaryota; Apicomplexa; Aconoidasida; Piroplasmida; Babesiidae
Exons: 1
Coding region: 1-1413 (470 amino acids)
Biological process (GO): regulation of DNA-templated transcription
Molecular function (GO): sequence-specific DNA binding; zinc ion binding
Source: RefSeq, a predicted model, not a curated record